GUCUAGAACCGCUUUUCACGAUGGAGCAAGGGAUAAAGGGCAAUGGUAUUCCCCUAUGCUCCUUCAUCUAUUCAAGCAAACGCCUACGCUGCAUCUUUCCAUCCGCCUGCCAUGUGCUCCUACACGUCUGCCAGACUACUGUAUCGUGGAUGUACUCGGGAUCCACCCCAUACUUUCGCAAAGCACUAUUACAAAAGGUGUCCGCAGGCCGUGAACACUGGCGUAUUUUGUACCGACGCUGUCUUUGAUCCGUCCCUUGGUAUGUUUGGAAUUACAACCCGGCGCGGCACUUGUCCUAGUGACCGAGACUCCGGUAUCUCCACAAACACAGUUGUCGAGUCCGAUAUCCUGGACUAAGGAUGAUGAGACAAUCUCAUAUAUGCAAGGUCAUAUAUGCAAGGUUUCGCGAGGAGGGAAAAGCAAUAGGAACUAUGGGUCUUUUGUUGCGUGUUGGAUGAACACGGAUCUAACUUGUUUGGUUUGAUUUGUCGUUGACACGCGAUUAAAGGGGUUGGGGGAUAGAUUAGGCUACGCUUUUCUAAGUAGGAGCUAAGUGGCUGUGGCGCCGGAUUAGAGAUCGGGCCGAACCCUGCUUCCUAGAUAUUUAGAGAUCAAUCCAUCCCCAUCCAGAUCUGAA
Aspergillus alliaceus is the source of this 637-nucleotide messenger RNA. RefSeq lists its product as uncharacterized. The transcript has 2 exons. The record is from RefSeq and is a predicted model, not a curated record. NCBI's taxonomy places the organism in Eukaryota, Fungi, Ascomycota, Eurotiomycetes, Eurotiales, Aspergillaceae. The coding region runs from base 43 to 357 and encodes 104 amino acids.